AUGUCGGUUGCGAAUGCCGGCUUAGUUGCUGCCGCAACUGGUCCAGAGCUGGCCGAUGAGGCAGAUCAUAAUGCACAGCUUUCGCCAGAUCCCCAAGAUGAAGAACGUCUCGUGGCCCCUGACCAGUUCGAUCCCAACUACGAAACAUCAAAAUGGGAGCGCUGGGCGUAUUACUGCUAUUACGUGGGGAACAACGGGCUGACCCUCUUCAACUUUGCACCGACGUUGUUCCAAGACCUGUUAUACCAGGCCGCCGGUGACAGUGGCCGACUUCAAUUUCUUGGUGCUUACCGGACCAUCAACAGCAUUGUACUGCUUACCAAUGGCAUUUCCUUUGCAAUUCAGGUUGUUCUGUUCCUCCUCUUGGGCAGCAUGGCAGACUAUGGCAGGUGGCGGCCAUGGAUCCUGGUUUUCUGGACCAUUGUAGCCUUCGGACUGGGCUUCGGGUGGCUUGGAGUUCAUACUCAAGAGAAAUGGCCCGUGGCCACGGGUAUGUACGCAACAGGAUUGAUUGCGUACCAGAUGUGCAUAACUUUCUGGACCGCCGCCUUUCCCGGAUUGGCGAGGAACAUGCCCGAGAUGCGACAGAAGGCCGACGAGUACGAAAAGCGAGAGAUCACUCGAGAUGACUACGAUUUCGCCGACAUGAUGGAGCGCAACAGAAUUUAUAACGUCGCAUUUAUUAUGCAGAGUGGAGGCGAGAUUAUCAUCCUUGCAAUCCUUGUCGGCAUUUUGUUUGCGCUGAAUGUCAAUGCAAGUGCCGCCAACAAUCUCUGGGGCCUAUCUGUUCUAAUCGCCUACGCCACGGGCGUGUGGGUGCUGCUCGCCAUUCCUUGGUUCAUGAUCGAGAAGAAGCGACCAGGGCAAUCCUUGCCAGCUGGAACGAACAUCAUCAGCGUGGGCUUUUGGAAUAUUUACCGUGCCAUAACACAGAUCUGGGAAUUGAAGCAGAGUCUGUUAUACCUUGUUGGGUACUUCUUACUCGGCGAUUCUCUUAACACGACCGUCACCGUGAUCGCAACUCUGCAGAACUCGGUGGUUUCUUACAACACCUUGACACUGACUUAUCUACUCAUUGUGGGUAUUGCAGCUCAGGGUGUGGGAAUCUUUGCGUACUGGUUCAUUCAGAAACGAUACGGGUUCAGCACCAAAACCAUGUUCGAUGCCGUAAUGAUCGGCAUACUUGUCCUCGACGCCUGGGGGCUUAUUGGAAUCUGGACCCAGCGGUUUGGUUUCCAUCGGGAGUUCGAGUUUUGGCUCUACCAGACCUUCUACGGCUUGUUUGUUUGCCAAUGGUACGCCUACAGCCAGACGAUGAUCAGUGAGGUCACACCUCGCGGAAAAGAGUUCCUAUUUUUCAGUUUAUAUUCAGUUACUGGAAAGGCUUCUGCGUUUGUUGGACCAAUAGUAAGCAGCGCCAUCAUUGAUGCGGAUCCCAAAGGAAACGACAGCCUCCCUUUCUACUUCCUUUUUGGGAUCAGUCUGUUGAGCUUCGGCCUGCUCUUCUUCUUCAUCGAUUUGAAGAAGAGUCGCCGGGAACAGGAACGAUUUCUGGCGAAGGAAAAGGCUGCAAAGGAAAGACGUGCGAGUAUUAUCAGUUCAAGGCGGUCAUUUGGCGAUGGCACCACGAAUGAGACGUCACCAGGCCGGGAAGUUCACAAAGUCAAGACCGGAGAGUGA
This is a messenger RNA of Exophiala dermatitidis NIH/UT8656, 1680 nucleotides long. Its product is annotated as UMF1 family MFS transporter. The record is from RefSeq and is a predicted model, not a curated record. The coding region runs from base 1 to 1680 and encodes 559 amino acids. Lineage: Eukaryota; Fungi; Ascomycota; Eurotiomycetes; Chaetothyriales; Herpotrichiellaceae. The transcript is spliced from 2 exons.